AUGUUAAAGGAAAUCAACACUACCACUAUCACUCUUAUUCCUAAGACUACUUGUCCAAAGAGUGUUACUGACUUCAGGUAUAUUGCACAUAAUGUUCUAGUUUGUCAAGAUUUGGUGAGACUAUAUGGGAGGAAAAACUGCAAAUCUAGUUGCAUGAUCAUAAUUGAUUUAAGGAAGGCCUAUGACACCAUUGAAUGGGAAUUCUUAGAAGAAAUGUUGAUCGGUUAUGGGUUUCCUGACCAGUUUAUACAACUUAUUAUGUGCUGCAUAAGAACUCCCAAAUUUUCUUUGCUCUUCAAUGGAUCCAUGUGUGGUUUCUUUAAUGCAAAGAGAGGGUUAAGACAAGGGGAUCACAUGUCUCCCCUUCUCUUUGUGCUAGGGAUGGAAUACUUCUCUCGAAUUUUUCAAAAGAUUGGGAAUUGGCCUGGUUUUAAAUUCCAAGAUAGAUGCUCAACUUUGAAACUGAACCGUAUGUGUUUUGCUAAUGAUAAACUGAUUUUCAAUAAUGGAGACUUUAUUUCAAUAAUGUUGCUGCGAAAAGGAUUGAAAUUAUUCUCUUCAACAUCAGGAUUAAUGCCAAAUGAACAGAAGACUGCAAUCUAUUGCUCUGGAAUGCCAGAACCUGAAGUUGUGAGAAUACUGGAGGCCUCAAAUUUCACAAGAAGUUCCCUACCAUUUAGCAAAGUCAAAAUGUGGAGCUCAAGGAAUCUUUCUUAUAUGGGGAGAGUGACACUGGGUAAUGCAGGAACACAAGAUGGAGCUGGACCUGGAUUUGUGGCUUGGGAAAAAAUUUGUCUCCCCAAGGGAGCUGGAGGUCUUGGUUUUAGAAACAUUCAGGAAUGGAAUGUUGCAGCAAUGGCCAGAUAUGUGUGGGAUAUUGCUAGUAAGAAAGAUUGUUUGUUUGUGAAAUGGAUACAUAAUGUGUACUUAAAAGAUAGACAAUGGUGGGACUAUGACGCUGACUGUAGUUGGUAUUGGAAGAAACUGGUUGGGGUCAAGAAUAAGUUGAAGCUGAAAACUGAUGUGGCUAGUUUUGUACUGCAGAAAUAUAAAAUUCAGAAUGGCUACAGGUUGUUAUUCAGCAAUCAUGGGAAAAUUUCAUGGUGUAAAUUUGUGUGGGAUAGAUUGAUCAUUCCUAAAUACAAAUUCAUACUAUGGCUAGUUCUUUAG
Messenger RNA from Cannabis sativa, 1170 nucleotides. RefSeq lists its product as uncharacterized. The coding region runs from base 1 to 1170 and encodes 389 amino acids. Lineage: Eukaryota; Viridiplantae; Streptophyta; Magnoliopsida; Rosales; Cannabaceae. The record is from RefSeq and is a predicted model, not a curated record. The transcript has 4 exons.